Molecule: messenger RNA, 7094 nt
Organism: Nerophis lumbriciformis (worm pipefish)
Lineage: Eukaryota; Metazoa; Chordata; Actinopteri; Syngnathiformes; Syngnathidae
Product: unconventional myosin-VIIb-like
Cellular component (GO): cytoskeleton; myosin complex
Molecular function (GO): protein binding; cytoskeletal motor activity; ATP binding
Source: RefSeq, a predicted model, not a curated record
CGUGUCAAGGCGAGGAGCAACUCUACACGGGGGCCAAAAAGACGGGGAAAUUCAUGAGAUUUCGACACAAGAGUUGAAAAGGUGUAGAAUUGUGGCAAACUGGUGAUGCUGAAAAAGGGGGAGUUAGUUUGGUUGGACUCUGACAUCGGGGUGCCCAUAGGAGCCAGGGUCAAAGUAACGCCGAGUGGUCAGCGUUUGUUGGUGGAUGAUGCGGGAAAGGAGCACAGACUGGCCCCGGAGGUGGAGGCCUCCCUCAAGAUUAUGCACCCCACAUCCGUGGAGGGGGUGGACGACAUGAUCAAGCUGGGGGACAUGACGGAGGCCGGCGUGCUGAGAAACCUGCUGCUGCGCCACAAGAAAGGAAUCAUUUAUACUUACACAGGCUCCGUGCUGGUGGCAGUGAACCCGUACCAAUUUUUCCCCAUAUAUGCAAACGACCAGAUGCGACUGUACCGUGGUAAAAAGCUCGGGGAGCUCCCUCCGCAUAUCUUUGCCAUCGCUGAAUCCUGCUACUUCAACAUGAAACGCCAUCGCAGGAACCAGUGCUGCAUCAUCAGUGGAGAGUCUGGAGCAGGAAAGACUGAGAGCACCAAGCUGAUCUUACAGUACUUGGCAGCAGUCAGCGGUGAACUCUCUGAACGGCAGAUUGAACAGCAGAUCCUGGAGUCCAACCCCAUAUUGGAAGCUUUUGGCAACGCAAAGACCAUCAGAAAUGACAACUCCAGUCGCUUUGGGAAAUAUUUGGAGAUCUUCUUCAACGAGGGUGGAGUGAUCGAAGGGGCCCGAGUGGAGCAGUACUUGCUGGAGAAGUCUCGCGUCUGCCGUCAGGCCCAGCAGGAGCGAAACUACCAUGUGUUCUACUGCAUGCUGGCAGGAAUCACAGCAGAGGAGAGGAAACGUCUGCAUCUUUGCAACGCAAAGGAUUACGAAUUCCUUACCAGGGGGGACUGCAUCACAUGUGAAGGAAGGAACGACGCGGAGGACUUCAGUCGUAUUCGGACUGCCAUGAAAAUUUUGACAUUUUCAGAGGAGCAGUGUUUCGAGAUUUUCAAGCUCCUUGCAGCUAUUUUACACCUGGGCAAUGUCUCCUUUGAAGCCAACACACAACAUAACAUGGAAACCAGCGAUGUCAGCAAGUCGGAACAUUUCAGCAUUACAGCAUCACUACUAGAGGUUGAGAUGUCUUCUCUGGCCAACAGUUUGACCCAUCGUUCCUUGAGGACCAACAGAGAGAGGGUGACCAAACCCCUGGACUGCGAUCAAGCCUCGGCAAGCAGAGACGCAUUUGUCAAGGCGAUCUACAAUAAACUCUUCAUAUGGAUCGUUGGGAAAAUCAACAGUGUUACCUACAAGAAACUCGCCGACAACCCCAAGUCUACUUUUCUCUCUGUCGGCUUGCUUGACAUAUUCGGCUUUGAGAACUUCCAAACAAAUAGUUUCGAGCAGUUAUGCAUCAACUUUGCCAACGAGAAGCUGCAGCAGUUCUUUGUGGGACACAUUUUCAAGCUGGAGCAGAAGGAAUAUCUGAAAGAAGACAUCGUGUGGAAGAACAUCAACUUUGGUGACAACCUGAAGAUUCUGGCCCUUCUGGCCGGGAAGCCAUGUAACCUGCUGGCUCUGAUCGAUGAGGAAAGCCAUUUCCCAAAGGGCUCCGAUGUCACAAUGCUCAGCAAGAUGAAUCAGCAGCACCAUGGAGACAAAACCUUCAUCGCCUCCAAGAGCGAACACGACACAGACUUUGGGAUUCGCCAUUUUGCAGGCAGCGUUUAUUACGACUCCAAAGGCUUCCUUGAGAAGAACCGAGAUGCUGUAAGCGCUGACAUAUUCAAGACGGUGGAGAUUUCCACCAACAAGCUGCUUCGGCAGAUCUUUGUGUCAGAGCUGUCAAUCAAUGGGGUGAAGACGACGACAAACAAGAAGAUCAUCAUGACACCUAAGAACUCUAUGCGGUCCCCGGCUGACAACCGCAAACAAGUGCCGACCUUGAGCGGUCAGUUCCGUCAGUCUCUGGACGCCCUCAUGAAGGCUCUGUCGGUCUGCCAGCCGUACUUCAUCCGCUGCUUCAAACCCAACAACGACAAGCAGUCUGAGAACUUUGACCGGGAGCUCUGUAUGCGCCAGCUGCGAUACUCCGGCAUGAUGGACACCAUCCGCAUCAGGAAACUGGGCUAUCCCAUUCGCCACACCUUCGAGGAAUUCCUGAGCCGCUACAGGGUGCUCCUGAAGAUUGUCGACUGCGACCCCAAAACUAACACAGCUGCUGCCUGUUGUGAUGCCAUCUGCCAGAGAGCAAUUAUAGCAUCCGACGAGUGGAAAAUUGGAAAAAACAAGAUUUUCCUGAAGGAUGCCCAUGACGCCACUUUGGAACGCUUGCGGGAGGAAGAAUUCAACAAGAAAGCUAUUGUGAUCCAGCGGGUCAUGCUGGGCUACGGACACAGAAAGUCUUUUUUGAAGAAGCGGAGGGCUGCUGUGGUGAUACAGAAAAACUGGAGAGCUUACAGGGAAAACAAAAUCCAAAGAACGCUCCGGCAAGGCUUUGAACGCCUGGUGUCAAAGGUUCGUGGUCGGAUGCUUCAGUCCCAGUUUCGAGGGAAGCGAGCGGCGGCACUGACUUUACAGACUCACGUACGAGGUUACCAGGCGAAGAAGGGCUGGAAGCAGAAGAGAGAGGCAGUCAUUCUCCUGCAGGCCUACACCAGAGGAUUCCUGGCUCGAAAAGUAUAUCAGGGAAUGAAGGUUAACCGCUCGCUGUCACCAGAGGAGCACGAGGACGGGAUCGCCUUUGAGCUUCAGCGUCAACUCGAAGAAGUCGUCGCUGAGGCUCAGCAAUCUGACGAGGAGCCCGAGGCGGCGGCGGCUGCAAAGGAAGGCGACCACGUGCUGCCUACACCUGUUGAGCUUCAGCGUCGACUCGAACAAAUCGUCGCUGAGGCUCAGCAAUCUGACGAACAGCCGGUGGCCGCGGACGAAGACGACGACGUGCUGCCUACACCUCUUGUGCAAAUUAUAGUCCACGAAGCAUUUGACUCGGAGAAGUCCGACACCGCAUCUCAAAUAAGCAUCCCGGCCUCAAGCGUAGCAACCCCGACCCCAUCGUUUGAAGAGGAAGAAGAAGAAGAAGAUGGCUUUGAAGACUUCACAGAUGAGUUCUCAUUCUACCAGUUCAGCAUUCUUCACUUCAAGGGUGACGCCAGCCACACCCACAUCCAGCACAGACUCCACAAGCCUCUUCUGCAGCAUGACGAUGAAGCCGACACUUUGGCGUGUCUGACCGUGUGGUGGAUCAUACUGCGCUUCAUGGGGGACCUGCCUGAGCCCAAAUCCCAGGACGCCCUCUCGCAGGUCUCGCUCAGCGUCUCCCGCCAUCUGCCCAGCAGACAAGGCAGGAGGCUGAGCAACCUGGUGGGACUCGACCAGAAAAUACUGAGGAAGAACAAGAAAAAGUUUGGAAACCGAAGAGCAUCGGCUAUCCCCGAGGAGCCUGACGACUUUGCAGAGGAUGAGGGUGUUUUAAUUGGAGAAGGUCCUACACUAUCCAGGCCGCUUUCCUCCCUUGAAAAACUGCACAUUAUUGUUGGAUUUGCUCUGUCCAGACGAGACAUAAGGGAUGAGAUUUACUGUCAGAUCUGCAAGCAGCUGUCCAGCAACAAAAACAGAACAAGCUGUAUACAAGGAUGGAGACUGCUCUCCAUCUGUCUGGGGAUCUUCCCCCCGACAGAGCUCUUCAUGAAGUAUUUGGAGAAGUUUGUCCGCAAGGGGCCAAAUGGUUAUGGAGAAUAUUGUAGUAAGCUCCUGCAGCGCAUUCGAGCCAAUGGAGAGAGGAAAGAGCUGCCUUGCUGGAUCGAAUUACAGGCGGUCAAAUCCAAGAAGCCCAUGGAAAUGACGGUGACUCUGACGGACGGCAGCGACGUCACCUUGCAGCUGGACUCGGCCUCCACCUCUGCGGAGGUCUGUCAAGCCGUGGCUGACAGGAUUAACCUGCGUGACACAUACGGCUUCUCCCUCUACAUUCGCUUCUUUGAGAAAAUGUGGUCCCUGGGCAGCUGCGGGAGGCACGUGUUGGACGCCGUGUCCCAGUGCGAGCAGGAGAUGAGGAGGCAGGGCAAGGAGGAGAGGGACACGCCCGUGAAACUCGCCAUCCGCAAGGAGCAGUUCACGCCCUGGCACGACUGUUCCAAAGACGCCAUCAGCACGGAUCUCAUCUACAAGCAGAUCACGCAGGGCAUCAAGUCGGGGGAGUACACCAGCGAGAAGGAGGAUGAAUACAUCCAUCUCGCAGCCAAGCACUAUUACAUCCAGUUUGGCUCCGCCUACAGCAAGGAGAACAUGCAAAAGGUGGUGGAGGACUGCAUCGCCACCCCUCUCAUCGAAAACAAGUCCAUGGGAAAAUGGAUCCAACUCAUCAGCACAGCACACUUAGAGGGCCCUUACAGCAAUAGUAGCAUCAGCAAAGACAUCGUGAAAGGAGAACUCGUCGACAGCGCUCGGGAGAAAUGGGCGGUCGACUUCUCCAAGUUUUUUGAAGUGACAAUGAUGUCAGGACCGCCUUUGCCCAAAAGCAGGUUCAUUGUGGCAGUCAACUGGAGUGGCAUCUUGUUCAUGGACGGAAAAGAAAAGAAGCUUCUAGAGCUGCCUUACCUGGAGGUCAACCAAGUCCACAAGUUAAGCGACGGCCCUGCCAGUAACCAGUCGAUAAGUGUAUCCACGGUCCGAGGGGAAUUUGUUCUAAAGUGUGGGGAAGCUGAUGACUUGGUUGCAGUUGUGGAGCAAAACCUGAGUGGACUGCGAGGCCGUUCAAUAUUUGCGCUGGCUCAGCAGGAUUCCAAUAAAUCAGAUGACCCUGGGUUCUUGGUGUUUAAACGAGGCGACCUCCUGGUGAUAGAGAAGGAUCAAAAGUAUUCCUCUGACAAGAACACGGUGGAAGCGACUAAUCAGAAGACAAACAACGCGGGUGUUGUCGAUAAGGACGCGUUGCAGUUUCUUCCAACUCUGAGUAGACCCACUGAUGAAAUGCUGGAACUGCUCAGCCCAGGCCACCAGCAAUCUGUGACACAAAGUGGGCCCCAGAGAGAAGAAACUGUGGCUCCAAUCUCUUUAAGAGAGUUUGCGCUCGACAAUUUCAGGCUUCUCGGAAAAGAGAGGUUGUGGGUAUGCUCCAAAGAAAUCAUGAAGCAGCCGCUGCUGAAGAACCUGGUCCGCAACUCCGAGCUCAGCUACCUCGCCUGCAACGCCUUCACUGCUAUCCUGAAGUACAUGGGCGACUACGCCAUCAAGCAGAUCCGCAGUCCGGUCGAGUUGACGGACCAGAUCUUUGGCCCGGCCACCCAACACAAAGAUCUGCAGGAUGAGAUCUACUGUCAGAUCAUGAAGCAGAUGAGCAGCAACAACAACAGGCUGAGCAUGGAGCGCGGGUGGCAGCUGAUGUGGUUGUGCACGGGCUUGUUCCCGCCCGGUCAGUAUUUGAUGAGACACACUCGCCGUUUCGUCGAGUCCCGACCCAAAGAGCUUUUGGCUUCGGGAUGUCUGCAGAGGCUCCAGGAGAUGCGCAGCAAGGAGCCCAGGAAGCAUCCUCCGCAUCUGGUAGAAGUGGAUGCCAUCCAGCAAAACAGCAGGCACAUUUUCCAUAAGAUCCACUUCCCCAAUGACUCCAAUGAUUUAAUCGAAGUGACGUCUACAACUACAAUCCAAGACCUGUGCGGCAGCAUUGCCACUCAACUCAAACUGAGCUCGCCCGAUGGCUAUGGCCUGUAUUUGAAAACAUCACAUAGGGUGCUGAGCUUGAAUGAGCAGAAAUAUUUCUUUGACAGUUUAAGGGAGACUUCCGAAGCCCCUAAGAAAGGGAAAAAAGUGAGAGAAGGCAACAUAACCAACACGCCCUAUCUGGUGAUUUUUAAGAGGAAGCUCUGGUUCAACGUGAUCCCAGGCAAGGACUGGGUGGCGGACCUUACCUUCCAUUUCCCGCAGGAACUGCCCAAGUACCUGCGCGGGUACCACAAAUGCAGCAAAGAGGACAUGAUCAAACUGGGCGGGCUGCUCUUCAGAGUCAAGGUGGACUCUGACAGAUCGCAGUUCAUCAUGAUCCCCAAAAUGCUGGCGGAGCUGAUCCCCGCCGACCACGUCCGAAGCGUAUCCCCGGAAGAAUGGAAGAAGCACAUCAUUUCUUCCUACAACAAGCAAAGUGGUAUCACGGUGCAGGAAGCCAAGAUUGCUUUCCUGCAAGCCAUCUGCAGCUGGCCCACCUUUGGCUGCGCCUUCUUUGAAGUGAAACAAACUUGUGAAUCCAAAUUCCCAAGUACGGUUUACAUCGCCAUCAGCAAGCAAGGUGUGAGUCUAAUAAACCCAAAGUCAAAGGAGUUGCUGGUCAUGCAUCAGUUCAGCCGCAUCACCGAGUGCCACAGUGUGGGCGACUACUUCCAGAUGACGGUCGGUGCCCAGGCGAGAGGCAACGUCUUCGUCUGUGAAACCGCACAGGGUCACACCAUGGAGGACCUGGUCAGAUCGUACGUGGGCAUGUACGAGAGGCAGAGGCAGGCGUUCCGAUCAAGAAACCACAUGUUCACUUGAUUCGCCGUCCACGCCAAAACAUCAACAAGAUAGGAAUAUUUAAUGUUUCGUUCUGUCAACUCAUUGUUCUCUUUGCCGUCACUGAAAUUUAUACUUUAGAAAAAUUUAGCUGCUCCUGAAUAGAAUAACCAAAGCCAUAAAUUAUAUAUAACAAUAAAUAUGUAUCUUCACACUUUCAUCACGUUUCCAUCACUUCAACUGACCCAAUUAUUUAUUCAUAUACUCAUCACUGUACUAAAAACAUACACAGUCGUGUCUCGCCGCAUCGCACAUUUAAAAAAAGGCUGGCAGCGCUUCAUAGCAGCAGUCGACCUCCAGGGUCCCAACUCCCCGCCCCUCUGUUGCGAGUUGUCGUGAUUAAAUGUAACGUGUUUAUGUGUGCAUGGCUUGGAGGUUUUCCCCCCACUCCAGACUAGGCCCCCUUAGGAGCCCAGUCUAGAUUGUAUUUUUUUACUCAUCUUUUUCCCCAGCGUUUUACCUUUUUCUUAUCUUUUACGGGGCGCCUUUGGCGACUCAUCAGCGUUCCUGUU